AUGGGAAGCGAUUUGCAUUCUGAUAAGCAGGACAAAUUGCUCAAGCUGCAAGCUCGAAAGAAGGAAUUAGAGCAGCUCCUGGCAGCAAAAAACGAGGAGCUAUAUAAAUUAUGUGUUCAAGAAGUGCAGUUAACUGGCAUUAUGCCCCCAGAAGCGCCCCUAAGCCCCGAAGUGCCUCAAAGAGAAAGAUUAGGAAGUGUCAAAAGUGUUGAUAGGUCAACAGACGGUGCGGACGUACAAGAUGGGUCUGAUAACUCAUCGAGACGCCUCAGAGCCGCCACAGGUGACCGUUCGAUGGAGACAGACGCAAACUUGCGUAAAAAUCUAUCUCACAGAUUAUCUACACCAUCGAUAUCGGGUAUUUCAACUAAAAGCGCACAUUCAAGACAUGUUCGACGUCCUGAAACUAGUUGUUCUAACUUUUUUCCUUCACCUCCACAAGAGAGGAACACAGAUACAUUUUCUAUACAUACUUCUCAUACAUACCCAGCACUGGCUGGUCGACAUGAAGCAAUGAAUGAGAACCUUCAGAACGACAUGCAACCAGGCACUAUGUACAGACACCAUACCAUGACAACUGACUAUAUGAACAAAAUUUACUAUAACAAUACUCCAGAGGCUCAUAAUGUAUCUAAAUUACGAGAAACUCAUUUCAGUUCUAGCCAUCCCGAUAUAACUACACAUUAUACUCAUGGAAGUAUAGCACCACAACCAGUACAAAAUGGGAUGCGCAACACACCACUACUAUACCAGUAUGCAUCACAUUUGAAAGCCCAGAGCCAACACUUGACAGGAUUAGCUCACCAGCAUCAAUGCAGCAAUCUAAACGCCGCACAGAUGGUGCUCGGAGAAAUACUUUACAGAGAACCCAGACUUACCAUUUAA
Spodoptera littoralis (African cotton leafworm) is the source of this 885-nucleotide messenger RNA. The record is from the annotation of a GenBank genome assembly. NCBI's taxonomy places the organism in Eukaryota, Metazoa, Arthropoda, Insecta, Lepidoptera, Noctuidae.